CAGAUAAAUAUGGAAAGUCGGUCAACAGUCAAAAUGUCGAAAAGUUUAAUAUUACUACUUGUCUCGAUUUUUUGUGGAAAAGUGACGGGGAAGUGUUCAGAUGGUGCUUUUGUGUAUGGAAAUUCCUGCUACCUAGACUUCAACAUCCGGGCUACGUGGGCCGAAGCUUCCAUCAUAUGUCAAGCGUAUGGUGGUUAUUUGGCGAAUAUUAACGAUAUUCACGAGCAGCACGUGAUACAAACAGUCAUCUCCAGAAAUAUAGGAGGCUUUAGUCCUGGGAUUUUUUGGCUUGGAGGGACGGAUAUUCAGAUCGAGGGGGAAUGGGUGUGGACCGGAAAUGUUGAGGCUUUUGGGACAUACAAAAACUGGUCCCCAGGGGAACCAAACAAUGCCGGCUCUAACGAACAUUGCCUGGAGAUGGAUAUGAACGGAAACUACCAAUGGAAUGAUAACAACUGUCAAAACAGAUUCAACUUUAUCUGCGAAAUACCGACAACGGACCCAGGAAUUACUGCUGGUGGACAAGGGAUUAUUGGAAAAAGGAAGAAUCAUUAAAGAAACUAUCCUAUCCUUUAAGU
Molecule: messenger RNA, 578 nt
Organism: Saccostrea echinata
Lineage: Eukaryota; Metazoa; Mollusca; Bivalvia; Ostreida; Ostreidae
Product: perlucin-like
Exons: 5
Coding region: 10-555 (181 amino acids)
Molecular function (GO): signaling receptor activity
Source: RefSeq, a predicted model, not a curated record